Molecule: messenger RNA, 1212 nt
Organism: Peronospora matthiolae
Lineage: Eukaryota; Oomycota; Peronosporomycetes; Peronosporales; Peronosporaceae
Source: the annotation of a GenBank genome assembly
AUGCGAUGCUCGAGCAAGGCCGCCGAGAGCGCGUCCGCACGUCUCUGUGCGGACGCCGAAGCAGAAACCACAGCAACUGAUGCCUCAUCGGUUGCUGAAGCGACCCAGCCUGUGUCACUUGGUGAAGCAGGCGCUGGUCAUGAAGACACUCAUGUCUUCACAGAGUAUGAGCUCGGUGUCUCAUACUCUACUGAUACGGAAGACGGAUCCGUAUCGACGACGAUCGAAUCCAAGCCGCCUGCCAAGCGUGGCAUGGAUGAUGCUAUGCGUCGUAGCAUCUUUGGUUCAUCUGAUGAAUCAGAUGAACCAUCGCCGAAGCGAAGGCGCUCGAGGUCGCGAGACUCGGGCGCUAACAGUAGUGUCGGUUCUCCUAUGGACACCACUUCGCAACGAGGUGCCAGUCCUUCUGUCGGCACGUCGCAGGAAGAGCGGGACCGCAAUGUCUUGCGUCUCGCUCCUGAGAAGGAGGCAUGGAUGCCUCCUAAAUCUGUCAUGGAUCACUUGUCGGCGACGACGAUUGAUCGUUAUCGAACACGGUUGUUCGAUUCGUCAAGGAUCCAUCACCUUGACCCCAGCGCGAAAAAUUACCGCGCUGAGAAUGAAUUCUUCAUCGAUUCUUUCUUUAGACAUCGAUGGUACAGUGGGAAUCACAAGCGUGACGGUCCCUCACUACUUCAAGCGUGGAACGCCUACAUCCAUAACCUUGAGGAUGUAGGUCGUGACGCUUGGAACGAGAAACUUAUCAAAGCUCGUGAUAAGUUUGAAAAGCGAACCCCGACAGGUGCACGCUACAAGCUGCAUCGUCUGUCAAGGGAGAAAGGAUUACUUUGCCUCUCUUGGGAAGACUCGUGCCCAUGUUGUGUGAACAACUUUGCACGAGCACCUAAGGAGGCUUACCUCCUUACCAGCCCGUGGUGGCGCGUACGUGUCUCUACUGAGAUGUACGAAGGGAUUGACAACCUGAAAUCCCUUUACGACCGUGCCGGGAAGACUUUCUCCGGCGGUCCUUCUGCGGCACAGGAUGUGCCGCGUCGUACUGCUCAACCAGACCCAGUACGUCAACCAUCAGUUGGAAGCGGGUCUCCCAAGAAUCUCAGGACGGGGGAUAGCCGCGCCACCGGACGAGAUAACUCGUCCGACGUCCGUUCACGUCGCGGUGGUUCAACAGCUGCUCAACUAGAUAGCGCUGGCCACCGCGAGAGUCCUCCAUAG